AUGGACGCGGAACGCGACUUGCCCGAGAAGAGGAAUCCUCUGGUCGAGGAUCAUCACACCCCACCACUCGAGAUUCUUGUCGAGAGGCGCCGAUUGGGACAGACGGAGCUCACAGUGAAGGCGGGCCAAAUUGGCACCUCGAAUGCGACAAAGCCCUCCAACCUGGGCAUGUUCGACUAUGCUCACUUGCGUGUGCCUCUCCCCAAAGACCUGCAAGGAAGUGGUAUCUUCGCUCCGUCGCGCCGCAACCAGUCGUACCCGGAAGCUUACUUUCUGAUGAGACGCUCCAACGAUGGCUAUAUUAGCGCGACUGGCAUGUACAAGGCUGCUUUCCCCUGGUCGUCACUCGAGGAGGAGGAAACCGAGAAGAAGUACAUCAAGUCGCUCCCAGAGACCGACAGCGAAGAAAUUGCUGGCAACGUCUGGAUUCCCCCAACCUCAGCUCUGACUCUCGCCGAGGCCUACGGUAUGCGUGCCUGGAUUGAGGCCCUGCUCGACCCCGAGCCUAUCCCCAAAGGAACUCACGACCCCAACAAGAAAAUCGCAACACCUCCUCGAUUCGUCAUUCCCACCUCUGAAGCAACCACUCUCCCUCCUCCAACAGAGACCACCACUCGCCGCCGUACUCUUCGUUCCGCCUCUCCUGCAAAGGCUCCUCCUACUCCUAGCCGUAAAAUCGCAACACCCAGGAGGACCAGACGCGCAAAGCCCGCAGCAACUAUUACGCUCGCCCCUACUGCCGAGAUUAUCGAGGACUCCGCUGCACUAGAGACAUCGCUUGAGCCCGAGUCCGCCAAGUUUGACUCCAUCAUUGCCUCUAGUGAAGCUGCCGCCAAAGCAGACGCGGAAGCCGAGCUGGAGGCCGAAAUCCCUGUCACUCUCAGUGCUCGCUCUGACGACACGGUCAAGGUCGACAUUGAGACCAUCAUCACGCCCGCAGUCAACGGAGGCACCCCCACUGAGAGCAUCCACGCAAGCAUUACUACUCCUGCCAGCCACCCCGACCUCGCACAACCGGGUGAUGCUCAAGAAUACCUUGACCGGGCCAAGGACGCCAUUAAUGCCGCGCGCAAGCUGACUGCCAGUCGUACCCCUGGCAAGAAGCGCAAGGCCCUCGAGGCUUUUGAAGAUGAUGACGAGCAGCUGAUCGAUUCCUUCCCGGACUUCGACCCAGUUGGCUCAUCUGCCGCACUCGCUCCUGCAGAGGUCGACGAGCGCCCGGCCAAGAGACAACGUUUCACCGAGAUUGAGAUUCGUAAGGAGAAGAUCAAGAAGAGAGCAACGUUGGGCAUAUUGACCACUAUGGCUAUGGGUGUUGCAGUACCAUUUUUGGGAACCUACUUCCAAUUAUACUGA
Messenger RNA from Aureobasidium subglaciale EXF-2481, 1356 nucleotides. RefSeq lists its product as uncharacterized. The record is from RefSeq and is a predicted model, not a curated record. Gene Ontology annotation, molecular function: DNA binding. The coding region runs from base 1 to 1356 and encodes 451 amino acids. NCBI's taxonomy places the organism in Eukaryota, Fungi, Ascomycota, Dothideomycetes, Dothideales, Saccotheciaceae. Gene Ontology annotation, cellular component: nuclear membrane complex Bqt3-Bqt4. Gene Ontology annotation, biological process: mitotic telomere tethering at nuclear periphery; meiotic attachment of telomere to nuclear envelope. The transcript has 4 exons.